Molecule: messenger RNA, 593 nt
Organism: Gongylonema pulchrum
Lineage: Eukaryota; Metazoa; Nematoda; Chromadorea; Rhabditida; Gongylonematidae
Source: the annotation of a GenBank genome assembly
AUGUGUGUCAGAAAGCAAGGAAGAAAGGCGAUUCACAUGUGCUUCUGCAAGCAUUUGCGCCACACUGGAGGUAGCGAAAACGUGCAGAAAGCGGUAAGUCGGAUUUUGGAUAUAUUCGAAGAGCGUCAGAUCUACUCGAAAUCUCAGUUGGCUGAUAUGCGCGCCGCACAGAGCGACAGUAAUGAGAUGGAAGAUAAUUCGUUACUCGAUUUUGAUACUGGUUGCCUUAUCCGUGACAUCGAAGGCUAUCACAAAGGGAAUUUGGUGAUGGAACGUGCCAGAGAGUUAUUGUCAAGGAGCGAUUUCAACUUCAGAGACAAAAUUAAGAGCCGAAUGAAAGAAAUUGAACGCGCCAAACGAUCGUUCGCCCUGCAACUCCGAGAUGCUACCGUUGUAGAAGAUGCUUACCAAAAAUUUGGUGCCGGUAUUGAUGAAGUUCGUGCGGAAGUGGAAGAAAUGCUGAAGUCGGGCUUCUAUCCAGGUGCUUCGCCACCACGAGACGCUCCUUCGCCUACAGCUAAUGAUGAUCCGUUCAGUGAAGGCGUCGAAACCGCAUUCAAACGUAACUUUUCUCAUAUGCAACCAUUGUAAUU